Lentinula edodes (shiitake mushroom) is the source of this 825-nucleotide messenger RNA. RefSeq lists its product as uncharacterized. The record is from RefSeq and is a predicted model, not a curated record. Lineage: Eukaryota; Fungi; Basidiomycota; Agaricomycetes; Agaricales; Omphalotaceae. The transcript has a single exon. The coding region runs from base 1 to 825 and encodes 274 amino acids.
AUGGCAUCGACCUCGCGUGUAAGGCUAGCACCCACAUCCCCUCCACUCCGAAGACAGUUAACACCUGAGCCUCAGGAUACACCAUCUAAGCGAAUGCGCAUCCUGUCGAGUUCGCUAGCAUCCACGUCCUCCGGAUCCUUCCUAGUUUCAAAAAACCCCUACACAUCAAGUACACCUUUCCCUCGAAUGCUCGAAAAAGCACCGCUGAAUUUAACAGAACCAGACUGGAAUUUGAUACAACCAGGAGCGCCACCAUACGACUCUCACUCACAGCUUGUGGAAGAGAACCGAAAGCUUUCCAAUUCCCUAGAAUAUGCGAAGGAUUACAUUCUAGCAUAUGGAGAACGAGAAGAAACUUACGCAGCUCAGAUGGUGUUACAGGAUAUGACCCUCUCGAAGAUGAACCGUGCUCUCCAUGCAAAAGAAAAGAAGAGGGCAGAAAAACCUGAUAACGAGGUAUUGCCCAAUGAGGGAAUGGGCCGACUAUGGACAGAUACAAGGAUCCUUGAAUUCCAACAGACGAAGAAGGCAAGUAAGGCAAAAGAGGAUGCAGAGAGGGAGGAACGAAAAAGGAGAAAAGCUUUGAACAAGGUAGCAAAAGAGACAGCUGAGAAUGAGUGGAAGAGUAUCAAGAAAAAGCACGAUGAGGCAGUCCAAAAAUGGUCGGCAGUAUGUGCAAGUCUGCGUAUCAAAGGAGCGAAGGUGAAAGAGCUUCCGAAAAAGCCUACGCGCAUGACAAAAAAAGACCUUAUGGCCCAUUGUAGCAGUAAUGUCUCGGACGGGAGUGAGGAUUCAGACGACGACGAAAGUGAUCGAAGCAAUUAG